This is a messenger RNA of Ceratitis capitata (Mediterranean fruit fly), 1443 nucleotides long. RefSeq names its product NADH dehydrogenase [ubiquinone] 1 alpha subcomplex subunit 10, mitochondrial (gene ND-42). Gene Ontology annotation, biological process: mitochondrial electron transport, NADH to ubiquinone. The record is from RefSeq and is a predicted model, not a curated record. The coding region runs from base 132 to 1349 and encodes 405 amino acids. The transcript has 4 exons. Lineage: Eukaryota; Metazoa; Arthropoda; Insecta; Diptera; Tephritidae. Gene Ontology annotation, cellular component: cytoplasm.
AUCAAAGCAAUAAAUAACCACCGGCACUUUGCUUAUAGCGUUUGACGUGUCUUAAAAUUAAAAAUUAAUACAGACACAGCAGUUCAUGCAAAUAUGCAUUGGGCGAACAUUUUCAGUUAAGAGCUGUGAUUAUGGCUGCUGUUUUCCGUGUGGGCAUUGUACGUCUCUGCGGGCGUAAUGCCGCUCCUGCAUUGUUGAACACUCAGGCGGCUUCGCCGAUGGCGUUGACGCAGAAGGCAACUAUUAUGGGCAAAUCGAUGCGCGGUGGUCCACGCGUACCUCGGGAACCACCAUAUCCCUACAAGGAAAAGCGUUACACCGUGCUGAAUUCGUUUUUCGAUAAAACUUCGAAACGCAUGGAUGAAAAUUCAAAAGUUAUCUGCGUUGAAGGUCCAAUUGGCGCCGGUAAAAGCAAGUUUGCCAAAGAGCUUGCAGAUGAGUUGGAAAUGUGCUAUUUUCCGGAAGUAAACAUGGAUUUGAUUUAUAUUAAUUCAUAUGGCUAUGAUAUGCGUAAAUUGGAUCCACAACUGCCGGAGCUCUGCCGCUCGUAUGAUGUAUCAAACUUCUGCCGUGAACCCAAUCAUCCUCUGGCGGCACAAUUCCAGAUACGCAUGUACAUGCUGAGAUACUCGCAGUACAUUGAUGCCUUACAACAUGUACUUUCCACCGGCCAGGGUGUUGUUUUGGAUCGUAGUUGCUAUUCGGACUUCGUGUUCCUGGAGGCUAUGCAUAAAAAUGGUUAUAUCUCACGCGGCGCUCAUUCCGUAUAUCACGAAAUCCGUCAAAAUACCAUUAACGAACUGCUUAAACCGCAUUUGGUUAUCUACUUGGACUGCCCCGUCGAUGCUGUGAAGCAACGUAUAAAGGCACGCAAUAUUGACUACGAAGUCAAUUCGAAAGUUUUCAACGACACCUACUUAAAGGAUCUGGAAACGUUCUAUAAACAGCAUUUCCUCAAGGACAUUAGCACUCACGCCGAAAUCUUGGUAUACGAUUGGACUGCUGGUGGUGAGACCGAAGUAGUCGUUGAAGAUAUUGAACGUAUCGAUUUCGAUCAAUUCGAAGUUGAUCACCACAAUAAGAAAAUGAAGGAUUGGCGUUUUCCACUCGAGGCAGAAUGGUGUGAGGCUCGCAUCAAGUUUUGCAAUGAGAAAAACACUUUGAUGAACUAUUUCAAUGUGCCACGUUACGACGUGCCCGAAUUGGUACGCGAUGCGGAGAGUAGCAAAAUUUGGCGUGAUGUGUGGUAUAAUGCGCCUGGUAUGAAGUAUCGUGCUGGCUACAAUGAGGAUAUGGGAGACAACGGCUUGCUCACCAAAACUGCGAUGGGUGUCAACCAGCCAAUCUAAUUAUUAAUUAUUUGUUAGUAAAAUAUGAAAAUAAAUAAAAUAUAACGGUACGAAGAUCAACGUGGAUUGCAUCGAAGCGAAAAGGAAAAUUAAA